CACCCACCAAAACGACAUUCCAAAGCACUUAGCUCGUGUUCUUGAGGCGCUCUAAUUUCUUCAGUCACGCGGUUAUUGCCGGUUCGAGGCACCAGAAUGACGGGCAGAAUCGUGGCACGCAUCAAAAGAUUACUUCCGAGCUGUGGCACGGCCCCCGAAGCCCUAGGCCCAGAAGCCGGCUUGGACUUGCGCGAAGAAUAUGCCAACGCCUUCCGCACGGAAUCCUACAACGAUUUCUGGGCACGCGUCCUCGCCCUUUCCGACGACAAUCCUCCCCCGCGCGACCCCGCCGGGUCGACCGCCGCCGCUCGCCUCCCCUCCUACCGCCUCUUCGUCGAGCAUCUCCUGGAGCCGGACCAGCCCGCCGUCAUACGGAUCCUCGACCUGGCCCGUAUCCGGCCCGCGCAGAAGUCCCUGUUGGCCGAGUACUUCUCCGAAACCGCCAAGGCCUCCGUCCUCUGCGGCGCCUUGCUGAAGCACGUCGACCGGACGCGGGUCCAAUACCGCUCCGUCAAAUCGGCCCUUCGGUCUCUCGGCAACUCCCAAUUCGGAUCGUUGAACCAAUUCCCCAACAUCGUAACCCGCCUGACCGAAUUCUUGAAUUGCGAGAGCCCGUUAACCUCGUCUUCUUCUUCUUCGACUGCCCAAAUGGAAUCCACCCAAGCCGGUUGUGCCGUGCUGUUGAGCCGGCUCGAGUCGAGCCGUAGCAAAGCGAAAGCCAAGCUCAAGACCAUCGACAGGCUCCAGCAUGGCUCGGCUAUGUUCCUUAUAGUCGUGACCGGCUCAUUGGCUAUAAUCAUCCUGUCUCAUGGCCUCGCGAUGCUGGUGGCUGCGCCGGCCGUAGCGGCCGCUUCGUUCGAAAUGGCUCCGGCCAAGGGCUUGAGAAAAGUGUUGGCUCAGCUGGACGCGGCUGCCAAAGGGACUUACACAUUGAAGAGGGACAUGGACACGAUUAGCCGGCUCGUGGCUCGGAUCAACGACGAGCUUGAGCACAUGCGCACGAUGGUUCGGUUUUGGCUCGACCGAGGAGACGACAAGAUCCAGGCCGGCGGGAAGGUGACCCUCGGCGAAAACGAGUGCAACUUCGCACAGCAGCUUGAUGAACUAGAGGAGCACUUGUACUUGUGUUUCAUGACCGUCAACAGGGCACGAAAUCUCGUUGUGAAGGAGCUUUUGGAUCCAAGUUAAAUCAAACGUAUAUGGAUCCUCUAUAUUUAUGAAAUAGUCAAUUCGAAAAUUA
Molecule: messenger RNA, 1240 nt
Organism: Eucalyptus grandis
Lineage: Eukaryota; Viridiplantae; Streptophyta; Magnoliopsida; Myrtales; Myrtaceae
Product: UPF0496 protein At3g49070
Exons: 3
Coding region: 97-1188 (363 amino acids)
Source: RefSeq, a predicted model, not a curated record